This is a messenger RNA of Anneissia japonica, 338 nucleotides long. Its product is annotated as protein mono-ADP-ribosyltransferase PARP4-like. Gene Ontology annotation, molecular function: NAD+ poly-ADP-ribosyltransferase activity. Lineage: Eukaryota; Metazoa; Echinodermata; Crinoidea; Comatulida; Comatulidae. The record is from RefSeq and is a predicted model, not a curated record.
GUUGAUAAAGCAGAAUCCACACUACUGCAGAUUAGACACGAGCUUGACUCACGUCAGAGGAAGACCAAGCUCGAUAGCCUAAGCAAGCAGUUGUUUGAGAUAUUACCUCUUCAGAAAGGUCACACUAGUACAAUUGAAGACAGAAGUAUGCUCUCCAAAAUGCAUGACAUUUGCCAACUUUUAAAGGACAUGGUUAGCGUGAGUGAAGCCACAGACUUCUCGGCACGUUCCAGUAUUGAGUCUAAGUUCCGUGCUUUGCGAUGUCACAUUGAACAUCUCCCUAGCUCAGCACCAGAAUACAAACAAAUUUUAAAUCUUGUUAAAUCUAAUAAUGAAAG